AUGAGACCGGGACAGUUUCGGACGACAACAGAAGACGGAAUUUCGUUGCGAAACAAGAAAAAGAUCUGUCACGAUGAUAGAAUCAGGUUGUCACAGCACAUUGGAAAACGCAGAGGAGAAGAAAUUAACGUCGACGACCUGAGGAAAGACCUUUUAUCAGAGUUUCACUCACAGGAGUCGUGCCUAGGAGAGAACGAGCACUUGCAGGUGUACCUCCGCAUUCGACCGUUCGCAUCAAUUGAAAGAGAAAAUGGCGAAUCGCAGGACUGCGUUUCCAUUGAGCCCCCAGACAAGGUGCUCCUCAAGGCUCCAAGGACUUCCCUCUCAGCAAGGCUUAGUGACAAAUCAGUCCCUCAGACAGCUCAACGGUUCCAGUUCUCACAGGUGUUGGGGCCAGAAACCUCUCAGAGGGAGAUGUUUGAUGGCACAGUGAGAAGUCUGGUCAAGGAUGUUUUGGAAGGUGGAAAUUCUCUGGUUUUCACAUAUGGAGUCACAAAUGCCGGAAAGACAUUCACAUUUCUAGGUCCAGAGACCAACGCAGGGAUCCUCCCCAGGUCUUUGAAUGUCAUCUUCAACAGCAUUGAGGGCCAUGUUUACAACCAGAUGACCAUCAAGCCACAGCGAUGCAGAGAGUUCAUCAGGCUCACUAAAGACCAGCAGAGUGAAGAGGCCACUAACAAGAGAAAUCUCUUCAGGCUCCUCAAGGAGAGUGAUAACCCGACAAGCUCCACCAGCCAGACAAGCUCCACCAGCCAGACAAGCAAGACAACCCUGCAAGGGUCCGCACUAAGUGACAUUGAGAGGACUGUGACUGAAGACGCUUUCAGUCUGGUUGUUGACGCACACAUCAAGUUCUCAGUCUGGGUGUCCUUCUGUGAAAUCUACAACGAGAAUAUUCACGACUUGCUGGAGCCCGUACCGAUCGGGGCCCUGAAGAGAUCCACGCUGCGGCUAUCACAGGAUGUCAAAGGCAACUCCUUUGUAAAAGAUCUGAAGUGGAUACAAGUGAACAAUGCGGAGGAAGCCUACAAGGUGAUGAAGCUAGGGAAGAAGAACCAGAGCUUUGCCAGCACGAAGCUCAACCUCCUCUCGAGCAGGAGCCACAGCAUAUUUUCUGUUCGUAUCCUGCGGAUUGAAGAUGCUCGGAUUCCUCGCGUUAACUCUGUCAGCGAGCUGUCCCUGUGUGACCUGGCUGGGUCAGAGCGGUGUGCUAAAACGCAGAAUAAAGGGGAGCGUUUGAAAGAGGCCGGCAACAUCAACACUUCGCUGAUGACUCUGGGCAAGUGCAUCAACGCCUUACGUCAAAGCCAGCAAUCCAAGCUACCACAGCACAUCCCUUUCAGGGAGAGCAAGCUCACCCACUACCUGCAGGGCUUCUUCUGUGGGCGGGGCAAAGCCUGCAUGGUCGUCAACGUCAACCAGUGUGCUUCCAUGUACGACGAGACGCUCAGCGUGCUCAAGUUCUCCGCCGUGGCUCAGAAGGUGGUGGUGCUGACCACUAAGACCGUCCAUCUCGCCGCCAAGACGUCGGCCCGGGAACUGUCCAUGAUCGUCGACCACGCAGACAGGAAGAACCUGUUGGGUCGGCGGAGAAGGAGCUCCCUGGUUGGCUGGGAGACCAGUCUGGAGGAUGUGCAGGAGGACGUUGGUGACAUGGAAGAGGAGAGCAAGGCAGAGGACAGCGUGAUUGAGGAGACCAUGCAAGGAGUGGACGAUGACAAGUUUCUCAUCGAUAGAGAUGCUUAUGAGAGCCAACUCCUCCAGAUGAAGGAGCUCCGGGAACAGCUCCAGAAAGAGAGGUCUGAAAACCUGGCUCUGGAAUCCCGGAUCCGUGACGAGAUCACAAAGGAGUUCUCGGAGCUCUUCUCUGAAAUGCAGACCGACUACAAGGAACGUCGCCAAGAGAAGGAGAUUGUCGAGGAGAGAGCGGAGAGGCGUCUAGAGAUCCUGAAGAAUCUAGUGAACAAGAACACCAGUCAAGAGGAGCUGGAAAGAACCGAUGAAGAACUGGACAGAGCAGAACGAGCCACGAAGGACAGCUCGUCGUUGGGAGGCAUGUUUGACUCCAUGUGCAGCGACCUGGCAGGCAUAAAGAUGGCGGCCGAGGCGGCCAAGAAAUGUCUGGUGGUCGCCCACCCAAGUAGCGACACCGUCUCCAACCUCUCAGAGCAGCUGCCUGUCAAAACCAAUGAACUGGAAAAUUAUUGCAGACGAGCACCGCAAUCAAACGAACAGCUUGACGAGACUCUGGAGUCUCAGGAGCUGAAGUUCUUCGACCUCGUGGAGUUGUGUCAUGAGAAGGACGAGAUGAUCUCCUCGCUUCAGAACACCGUGGACCAGCAGGUCAAAGACACUAUUCGAGGAU
This is a messenger RNA of Oncorhynchus masou masou (cherry salmon), 2365 nucleotides long. Its product is annotated as kinesin-like protein KIF20B. Gene Ontology annotation, cellular component: kinesin complex; microtubule; nucleus. The record is from RefSeq and is a predicted model, not a curated record. Gene Ontology annotation, molecular function: microtubule motor activity; ATP hydrolysis activity; ATP binding. Gene Ontology annotation, biological process: microtubule-based movement. NCBI's taxonomy places the organism in Eukaryota, Metazoa, Chordata, Actinopteri, Salmoniformes, Salmonidae.